Messenger RNA from Dracunculus medinensis (Guinea worm), 918 nucleotides. The record is from the annotation of a GenBank genome assembly. NCBI's taxonomy places the organism in Eukaryota, Metazoa, Nematoda, Chromadorea, Rhabditida, Dracunculidae.
GAAUUUGUUAUGAAAAGAUUGCAUCAAAAUAAAAAGCGUGUUUGCAUUCCAAUUGAUGAAAAAUCAGAAACAAAUGAUGAAAAUGAUGAAAUAAAUGGUGAAAUUACUGAAAAAUUAGAGACUAGGAUAUGGACGAUAAAGGAUUUUGAUAUUGGCCGUCCGCUUGGCAAAGGAAAAUUUGGAAACGUAUUUCUCGCUCGAGUUCGUGGCGUGAAUUUCAUCAUUGCUUUGAAGAUGAUGUUUAAGUCGCAACUGGUUAAAGCCAAUAUGGAACAUCAACUUCGAAGAGAAAUUGAGAUUCAAGCACAUUUGAGACAUCCAAAUAUUUUACGAAUGUACAACUAUUUUUAUGAUGAAAAAAAAAUUUAUCUUAUUCUGGAAUAUGCAUAUGGAGGAGAAUUAUAUAAACAUCUUCAAAAAUGUGGUCGAUUCACUGAAGAUAAAGCUGCAAAACUAAUAUAUCAAUUGAGUGAUGCUUUAAUAUAUUGUCAUGGGAAACGAGUUAUUCAUCGCGAUAUUAAGCCAGAGAAUCUAUUAUUAGGUUAUAAUGGUGAAUUAAAGAUCGCAGAUUUUGGUUGGUCAGUUCAUGCACCAUCAUCGAGACGUGCGACUAUGUGUGGAACGCUUGAUUAUUUGCCACCAGAAAUGAUUCGAGGCGAUUGUCAUGAUGAAAAAGUUGAUUUAUGGUCACUGGGUGUACUUUGUUUCGAAUUAUUGGUUGGUAAGCCGCCAUUUGAAAGUAGAACAAGUAAUGAAACUUAUCAUUUGAUUAGUAAAGUCUGUUUUGAAUUUCCAGACUUUGUUCCGGAUGGUGCUCGCGAUCUAAUCUCUAAAUUACUAAAAAAAGCGCCUAAUCGACGAUUACCUCUAGCGAAGGUUAUGAAACAUCCAUGGAUUGUACAGUUUGUUGAAUCUUGA